Molecule: messenger RNA, 1885 nt
Organism: Emiliania huxleyi CCMP1516
Lineage: Eukaryota; Haptophyta; Isochrysidales; Noelaerhabdaceae
Exons: 7
Coding region: 1-1764 (587 amino acids)
Molecular function (GO): protein binding
Source: RefSeq, a predicted model, not a curated record
AUGACGGGCGGAUCGAGCAGCACGGACCCGCCGAGCGGCAGCAAGGACCACCCGCCGGAAGACGCGCCGCGGCGCCACAUCCCGUGGCGGCGGCGCGAUAUCUUCCGGCCUGGUGCGCAGACGAAGCACCUAAGGAAGCACGUGGAGGCUGGGCUCAACUUCGCGCCGCCGCCGCUGAGCGCCCACGAGGAGCUGUGUCGCUACGCGGCGAUCGGACUGCCCAACAUCACGUACAACAAGCAGAUCACCAUCGCGCUCUCGCAGCGGAGCAUGGGCCGGCCCGAGCUGCUCGCCUGGCUCAAGCAGGAGCACCCCGAGUACGCCAAGCCGUACCCGGGCUACCACGCCGGCUUCGUCCCGUUCGACAACCUGCUGACGGCGCUCAAGGAGGGCGUGGACGCGGGCAACCUCCAGCUCACCGACUCAAAGUACUCCCUCGCCGCGCCGUGGGACCCCUGGUCGCCGUCGUCCCACCUCGACCCAUCGGCCGCUCGGCCGCAGCCUCCCCCGCGAGCGGACCCGCCGCCGGCCCAGCCCCGCGCGAUGCGCCGCUCCGUCGUGGAGGUGUUCUGGCAGAGCGUCGCCGCCAUGACGGGUGCGCCCUCCGCCCUCGGCACCGGCGGAGAGGCGUCUACCUCGUCGUCUGCCCCGACGUCUGCCCCGUCCUCGUCCCUCGCCGCCGCCUCGCCGCCCUCCUCGCCGCCAGACCUCGAGGAGGAGCUGGGCGAGGACCUUCUCCUCCGCGUGAUCGAGCUCUGCGGGCUGCGCGCCGCGCUGCAGUGCGCCGCUGUCUCCAAGCGGUGGAGGGGGCUAGUCGUCGGCUUGCUCGACCGGUGGCGGCUGCUGCGGUGGGAGGGCGCGGUCGCAUGGCCGCACUCCAAGCCGCCGGGCCCGCCCAACGACCGCGCGGACGGGGCGGACGGGGCGGACGGGGCGGAGGCGGUCGGGGCGGCCCCGGCGGCUGCCAUGGCGGGCCUUGCGGUGGCCGACGCGGCGGCGGCGGCGGCGGGCGCGAGUAGUUCGUCGCCGCCGCAUAAUGGCACUUGCGGCACAAUACAGUGGCAGGUGCCCGAGGAGUUCAAGCCGGACAACCUGACCUACGUGCAGCUGCAGCCGGGCGCGGGGCAGCCGUGGGGCGAGGAGACGCCCACGACACGCCAGUGGGAGCUGCAGCCGACGGAGGACCGGAUCCCCAGCCAGUGGGAGCUGCAGCCGACGGAGGACCGGAUCCCCAGAGGCGGCACCCUCUGGGCCUGCUACCGCAGUGCGCACCGGAUCGCGGCCUUCGACGCGGCGGAGAUGUGCGCGAGGGGCGGGAGGACGGGCGUGUCUGCGGCGGGGAAGCCGCGGGUCGGCACGGCGCCCGCGCGCUUCAGUUUCGGCGGGAACGACGAGGAGGGGACGAUCCCGCCCUUCCCAGCCGACGAGUGGCACAGCCGUGUGAUGGCGUCGCGGCGCAAGCGCGGCGCGCUCAGCUCGCCGUGCGCCUUCACUGUGAGCGAGCGGCGCGUCUACGUCUGCGACCGCGAGAACCACCGCAUCUCCGUCUUCUCGGCCGACGACGGCGCCUACCGCCACUGCUUCUCCACCUUCGGCGACGCGCCCGGCUGCGCUUUCACGCCCGAGGGCGAGUCGCGGGCCAUCCUCUGCCCGCCCGGCGGCAAGCAGCCCAUGCUGCGCGGCCUCUGCGUCGGCCCGCGUGGCCGCAUCUACGCGGCCGACCGGUGCAACGACCUCAUCCACCUGAUCCAGCUCCGCAGGUAGACGGGCGCCGGCGCGCUCAGCGGCAGGCCAGUGACCGCCAGGGUUCGCUCUCUAUGGACUAUGUGCGGGCUGCUACGCGGGCCGAAAAGGGUGCGAGUGAAAAACUCAACCCAAUUUAUUU